Molecule: messenger RNA, 1604 nt
Organism: Cuscuta epithymum
Lineage: Eukaryota; Viridiplantae; Streptophyta; Magnoliopsida; Solanales; Convolvulaceae
Source: the annotation of a GenBank genome assembly
AGAGAUGGUGACUAAUUUAUGAUGAAUUGUUCGGAAUCGUAGUCGCGCAGAGUGGUCAGCCCAAAACUCCGUCUGUCUGUAGAAGUUUUGAUGAUCGCAAUAUCGCAUAUUCCCAUAUCUUAGGGUAUAAACUCACUCAAUGUUUUAAAGAAGUUUUCCACAACUCUUAAUCCCAGACGAUUAUGCGUGUACCAGGCAUCUCAAGACCGUUCGAGCACCAUUUCAAUUCCUGUUGAGCAUAGCUAUGCUAUUCUAUUGCGGUUGAUUCGCAGGUUACUUAGCGCAACAUCACAUGUUCUGCCAAGAAAGUAGCAAAUAGCUGCCAUUGUUAUGUCUGUACUCAUUGAAGGACUCCCUGAUGCGGUUUCCCUAAGGUGUCUUGCAUGGGUCCCUUAUUCCCUUCAUCCCAAAUUACAACUGGUCUCUCACUCUUGGAGAGCAGCCAUCCGAAGUGGCGAGAUUUUCAAAGCCCGACAAGAAGUCAGCUCUGCUGAAGACUUACUGUGUGUGUGCGCUUUCGAGCCCGACAACCAAUGGCAGCUCUACGACCCCACCUGUGACCUUUGGAUCAAACUCCCCAUCCUGCCUUCAAACAUUAGACAGCUUGCACAUUUUGGGGCGGUCUCAGCUGCUGGAAAACUGUUUGUCCUCGGUGGCGGCAGUGAUGCUGUGGACCCUUUGACUGGUGACCAAGAUGGAAGCUUCGCGACCGACGAGGUAUGGUCUUAUGACCCAGUGACAUGGCGGUGGGCCCUAUGUUCUCCAAUGAUGGUCCCACGCGCGAUGUUUGCAUGUUGUGUGUUGGAUGGGAAGAUUGUUGUUGCCGGUGGGUUCACUAGUUUCAGAAAGUCAAUAUCGAAAGCCGAAAUGUAUGACCCGGAGAGGGAUACAUGGGUUUCACUCCCCGACCUCCAUCACACCCAUAGCACUGUUUGUACCGGGGUGGUUAUUGAGGGUAGGGUCCAUGUGGUACACAAGGGAUUGCCAAUGGUGCAGGUUCUGGAGAGCGUGAAGCAAGGGUGGACUGUUCAUGACUAUGGUUGGGUCCAAGGUCCGAUGGCUGUGGUCAGGGGGAAGCUUUAUGUUAUGAGUAAUGGACUUGUAUAUCAGCAAGAGAAAGAAUCGAACCGGGUUGUAGUUUCGGCGUUUGAGUUCCGUAGAAGGAUUGGGUUUGCAAUGAUGGGACUUGGGGACGAUAUAUACAUAAUUGGUGGGGUUGUAGGUCCAGAGAGGUUGAAUUGGGACAUUGAAACAACCUCUGAUGUUGAUGUUCUAACGCUCGGAAGUGAAAGGCCCAUUUGGCGUAAGGUGUCUCCCAUGACGUUAUGCCGAGGAACCAUUCUUGGUUGCACGCAACUGAGAAUUUAGUGUUCAUUUAUGUAUUCUGAAAGCCAUUCCUUACCUUGUCUUUUCUUACUGUUUUGCAUACUUGCAUGUAACCAUUCAUACUGCUUUGAAUUUGCACAUUUUUUACAACAAAAGUUGUAGCUUUGUGGAUACUUGAAACUCAGCUUACUAUGUUGACAUGGGAAAUACAUGUUGCUUUACUUGUACCCUUAUUUUUUCUUCUGCUGUUGAAGCUAUUCAUUUGCUUUGAAUAUAUU